GGACAACGUGGUCUGGAUUUGCUGGACAGGAGCCUGGAGCCUUGAUACAAAGCGUUGGGCGACGAUGAUUCAGUUUCACAUGUGAAAACACGUCAUGGCGGGCAGUUCGGUGUCGCUGGCCAUCUCACCAUCCCAUUCCACAUCCACCACACCAUUUUCCAUCAUUGGCAAAUGCCCGCCUUAAUGCCAGGAACCCGGACGCGUACCUGCAUCCUCCCUCCCCGUUCCAUUCUGUCUGGUUCCCUGCUCCUGGCCGCUUUUUUCUCUUCUGACUGUGUUUGACUUUCGCCCUCGACCCUGAAUUCAUGGAGCACGACGUGAAGCCGUCACUCGUCGCAUCCUUUACACCGCCUUCUCGGCCUGCCGCUCCGACUGCCCUGCGAGAUGCUCUGGAGCUCGAAUAAAGAGAAUGCAUCUGCUUCCGAGGAUGAAAAAACUGUUGGGGACUCGGAUGACGAUGCCCCAAAGGAAAUUGUUCUUGCGCAGCCGCAGCAGGGACGAACGCUUCUGCCUGCGCCGGCCGCUGCCAUCGUCAGUGGCGUCACCGGCCUGACUUCCUUCUACGUUCGCGGUGCAACAAAAGUCGGGGGUUGGGGGCUGUACGCUGGUAGGGAAGCUACACUGAAAACAUUGGCCGUCAGUCGCAGCGCGUUGGAGUCGAUCCUGGUCGCCGCAGGACGGGACGUGUCGACACGAAGCAAUGGCGACCUGGGGCGGGCGGAAGCUGAGAAUCUGCUGGAGAGGAGUAUCUCUGCGCUGCAUUCGACCAUCUCAACUACCUCUUUUGUCGCCUCGACGGGCUUCCACCUCACAGAAGCGUUCAUGAACUCUAUAUCUGGCCUGUCCAUCCAAGGCCUGGCUACGCUCAAUGCUAUCCUCGGCUCUACCGAAUCCUCCCGCGCCGUCGCCGCAAUCAUCACGCUGAUCAGAGACGAGCUCAACAAGCCCGAAGUGGGUGGAAGCGGCGAGGUGGUGACAUAUCUGGACCUCAUCAUUGCCACCAUCGGAUUUGUGAUGCUCCAGAGGUGGGGCAGGCGCAAGACGGAACUGGACUUUCGGGAUGCCGGCGGUGAAGAAACUAUCUGGGACGCAGUCAUUGAUGACAAGGGUUUCCGAGCUGACGUCGUUGGCACAAGGAAGAAAGGCGUGAUCAGCAUACACGCCAAUGCUGGUGGGCCGCCAAUGGCAUUCACUUCUCCGGAUUGCGAUGAUGAUUUUGAGGCCUUGGAAAGGGGCACGACGUUUGAUGCUCAGGCAGUCACAUUGUCAGCGGAGAACCAGACCAAGCUGACGGAGGAAGAAAUUCGUGAGCGGAUCAUGAGCCAAAUACCUUCUGGAGCUCGAGCGGUAAUAACAUCGGAGACCAUCACCGCCAAAACAAUCCGGGUUGACAUCUACGACACUGAAACGACUCAUAUUGAACCUCCGCCGGGAACUAUUAUGGUCGCAGAAAGACUGAACCAUGAAAGCUCGACAAACGGCAACCAGGUUGGGCCUCAUCAAACAGUCAUAUUUCGCACGGCUUUGAAGCGAUCGAGCAGCAGGGAGAAACCGUCUUCUACCGAGCAACUGCGAUUGACAGGCCAUGACGGCUUUGCCCAUGACCACCCUGACACCGACGAUUUGCUUAUGAUGAAGACUGCCUCAAAACGAAUCUCUAUCGUGGAUGAACCAAUCCAGAUAGACAACGGCACUUUCUCCAGUUCAGACCGUGAUGAGUCGGCGAUCGAAUCAUCCUCACCACCAACUUCUUCACCUCCGAAGCUCCUAAGCCCUCUUGCAAAUCAGAAAAAGAGCCGCCGGCCAGUCCUUGGCUCAAGCAAGUCCUCGUCCAACGCAAACGGUGCCAGUCGAAUACCCCUUGUCAAAGGUAAAAAGGACAAGUCACCUCCGGUCGCUAAGAGUGACAGGGGUGGUGUUAUAAAGAAAGCACUGAAGACGCUCAGCCCGAGCCAGUCGUCAGCAGCGGUAAAGGACCUUCAAAAAGCACCACCACAGCAACGAAAACCAUCGACCUCGCUUACAGUACAGCCGCCCAAGUCUAGGGCGCCUUCGACAAAUCGCGAGGAUGUUACGCCGAGGAGAACUUAUGCUUCGUUGAGCCAUGGUCACACACCCUUGACAAGUCCGAGCUUACAUCGGGCCACCGAGUCAUCGACAAGCUAUUUUGCGUUGCACGACAGGAGAAGAGACUCUAUUGUCUCGCAGACGACGGAAACAUAUUCUAUACAUUCGCACGAGAGUCGGCCAGGUUCCCCUACAUUCACUAGGACUCGUACCCGAGUUGUGAAUGGGUUGACGCAGACGAGAUCGGAGCUCGGACUGGCACUGGACGAAACUGAAGCCAGGGUCGACCCAACCACAGGCACAGUCCAUCAUAGACGGUCUCGGUCUUUUGUUCCCAGUCUAUAUUCGAUGGCGACGAAGGAUUCCACGGAAGCCAUCCUCUUGGCGCCGAAGACCCCUCUGCCUCGAAAAUCCAUUUAUGAGGACCAUAGUAUAUUAGCUGCUCUCAUCACGAAUGGCAAGGUGCCAGGUAUCUUCCCUGAUCGUCAUCUUGUCAAAACAAUCCGACGAUUUGCAAGAUUCGCGUCGGCUUCAUAUGGCGCAAACUUCCUCCGAGUCAUGGGCUUGACAACGGCGGAAGAUGAGCUUAGCAAGUCGACAGAGCUUAUGACCCUCGACGUCCACCAUGAACACAGCUCAUUUUCAAGCCACACAGGUCUCCCUCCUGACACCAUUCUAUUGUCAUCCUUCUUUGAUCCACAGGGGGUCACUGGCAAUACUGACUGGUCUCCCUCGGCCAUAUCACCCUUGAUCCAUUUCAUUUCGAUCGACGACGAUUCCAAAGCCGUGGUCCUGACCUGUCGCGGGACGCUUGGCUUCGAAGAUGUUCUGACAGACAUGACGUGCGACUACGACGAUUUGCUGUGGCAAGGGCAGUGGUACAAAGUCCACAAAGGCAUUCAUGCAUCGGCAAGACGACUGUUGGGUGGUAGUGGAAGCCGUAUCAUGGCCACCAUCAGAGCCACCCUUGAACAAUAUCCCGAUUAUGGUCUUAUUCUUUGUGGGCACUCCCUGGGAGGUGCAGUUGCGGCCAUUCUCGCCAUUUUGAUUGCAGAACCAUCGUUCGACGAAUCCAAGACCUCCUUCGUUACCGGCAACAGGCCUAAACUCCUUACCCACCAAACCACCAACGAGUCGUUCACUUCCUACGUCCCUCCCAUCAGUCUUCCGGCGGGGCGCCCAAUCCACGUCUACGCCUACGGCACACCUGCAUGCAUGUCGGAGCUUCUCCGUGUCGCCACCCGUGGCCUCAUUACCACCGUUGUCAACCACGCCGACAUUGUGCCCUGCCUCUCCCUAGGCAUCCUCCACGACUUCCGCACCGUGGCAUUGCACCUCAAACACGACACGACGGACGCCCUCGGUGCUCUCAAAACCCGGGUUUGGAGCCGUCUCAAAAGUGCCGUCAAGUCCGCGUUCUACAACAACCCGAAAGGACCGCCUCCACCAGAAAACAUAGCAGGGGAUGGUCUCGGCGAGGACACAUGGGCGUGGUCGGCACUGAAAAUCCUGCGCGCGGCAAUGGUGAAUGACAAACUGGUUCCUCCGGGAGAAGUGUUCGUCGUGGAAACGACCCGCGUCUUCGACCGACUGGACCCCGACGUGGCGCGCGAGGCUGUUUUCGGACCCGACGACUCAAAGGACGACCGUACAGAAAAGCUUUAUAGAGCCCUUGGUCGGCCGGCCACGAGAGUGCAGUUCAAGCUGGUGCGGGAUGUGGAGAGGCGGUUCGGCGAGCUGCGAUUUGGGAGGGAUAUGUUUGGCCACCACAGCCCAGGCAGAUACGAGGCCAGCCUUGCGGCGUUGGAUAGAGGGAUUUGUGAAGAAUGAGUUGGAAUGUGUUUUUGAUGGUUUUUCACGACGUUACGAUCUACUAUUAGAAAUGUUCGUGGUGGGUUCUCUUCAAAAAGCGAAAAUUGGUUCAGAUAUUCCAUGUAAUCUCAUCUGUUCUUGUUGGUACGCCGCAUGACGUGACGAGAUACUCCUUCCAAUAUGGAAGUAUGAAGAGGGAAGCUAUUCUAUUUGUCACCUGUCGCUUUCCUUGGCCUGGGCCCUGCAGGUUGUGUGCAUACCCAAGCCUCUUUACCAAGCCAAAGGGCCUGAGACUAGGUGUUUGUAGCUCGGACUUGAACGGGCAAGCAACCCUCCUCUCCUUUGUCUCUUUUCCGCAGAGGUCUUUGAAGAUACCACGGAUACAUAUACGCUACGCGCACCCGUGUGUAGUGUGAGAUCUUGAAUAAAUCAAUGAAGUAAUCGC
This is a messenger RNA of Cladophialophora immunda, 4324 nucleotides long. RefSeq lists its product as uncharacterized. The coding region runs from base 385 to 3897 and encodes 1170 amino acids. The record is from RefSeq and is a predicted model, not a curated record. Gene Ontology annotation, biological process: lipid metabolic process. The transcript has 2 exons. NCBI's taxonomy places the organism in Eukaryota, Fungi, Ascomycota, Eurotiomycetes, Chaetothyriales, Herpotrichiellaceae.